ACAAAGUGGGGAAGCUAUCAGGAGGCUGCUGCCAUUGUCCAGGUCUCAGCCCAGAGGACACCUUCUGGAAACAUGUCUGUGGAUCCCUUAUCCAGCAAAGCUCUGAAGAUCAAGCGCGAGCUGAGUGAGAACACUCCGCACCUGUCGGACGAGGCUCUGAUGGGGCUGUCAGUGCGCGAGCUGAACCGGCACCUGCGCGGGCUCUCGGCCGAGGAGGUGACGCGGCUCAAGCAGCGGCGCCGCACGCUCAAGAAUCGUGGCUAUGCAGCCAGCUGUCGCGUGAAGCGCGUGUGCCAGAAGGAGGAGCUGCAGAAGCAGAAGUCGGAGCUGGAGCGCGAGGUGGACAAGCUGGCGCGCGAGAACGCCGCCAUGCGCCUGGAGCUCGACGCGCUGCGCGGCAAGUGCGAGGCGCUGCAGGGCUUCGCGCGCUCUGUCGCCGCAUCCCGCGGGCCCGCCGCACUCGUG
This is a messenger RNA of Hipposideros armiger (great roundleaf bat), 465 nucleotides long. RefSeq names its product MAF bZIP transcription factor F (gene MAFF). NCBI's taxonomy places the organism in Eukaryota, Metazoa, Chordata, Mammalia, Chiroptera, Hipposideridae. Gene Ontology annotation, biological process: regulation of epidermal cell differentiation; regulation of transcription by RNA polymerase II. Gene Ontology annotation, cellular component: nucleus. The transcript is spliced from 3 exons. The annotation marks the transcript as partial. Gene Ontology annotation, molecular function: RNA polymerase II cis-regulatory region sequence-specific DNA binding; DNA-binding transcription factor activity, RNA polymerase II-specific. The record is from RefSeq and is a predicted model, not a curated record.